AUGGCUGCCAAUCUCGGUGAGAGAUCGCUGAACGAUGUGCACCAGGAAGGCCUGGAUGAGCUUCUUUCUGAUUUGAUCAAAUUCUAUCCUGAUUAUGUCAACAAGGAUGCGCAUUCCAUAGGUGUACCUGCACUGGAUGCAUUGCUUGAAGUGUUCGCACCGAAGACAUCGGUGUCAAGUGGUUUGAACGAUGGGCAAUAUCAAGACCGCAGAAUUUCCGACCAGGAUCAGCUCGAAGAAUCUCAAGAUACUGCAGAUGAGGAGAUGCUUCUGCAGAGUGAAUUGCUGGACCAGGAUCUUCAGAGGCCCAAUGAAAUAAACAUAACGCACGAUAAUAUCGGUCUAGCUGCUAGCCCGAUUUUCUCAGACACUGAUGGUAUGAAGAAACGAGCGACCCCGAUAGUGGAGGUUUCGAGCAGCUUGUCAUCUUCGGGAAAGUCGCAACUGCUGUACUACCUGACUGCACUUGCUAUUCUACCACGAAAAUGGGGUGAAUUCGCAGUGGGUGGCCAUGAGGCUGCUGCGAUUUUCAUAGACACCGAUGAUCGAUUCGAUGCCGAAAGACUGCGAGUCGUGGCUCGAGGUAUCAUGCAACAGCGAGGGCUAUCGAAUACCAAUGCCGAAGAACAGAAAGCACCGCUGUCAGAUUAUAACACUGAGUCAUUGCUCGGCUCUUCCCUCCAACAUGUCCAUGUCCUUCGUCCUCAAUCCUCCUCCGCUCUUCUAGCCACACUACAUUCUCUAGAAUCCUAUCUCUUCGAUCUCUCGCGGCACCGCUCUGCCUCACGCCCCCUGCAAAUGAUCGCCAUUGACAGUGUCACUGCAUUUAUUUGGCAAGACCGGCUGCGCGAUGAAGUAGCCCGAACAGAGGAGAUUGGACGCCUCCGAGAAGACGUCGAUCAUGAGCGCGAGCAAAAGCAGCGCUUCUACUUGGCAGAUCUUUAUGCUGAGCUAGCCAAGGAGCUGAAGCGACUGCAAAGUCAGUUUCAAUGUGCAAUUGUUUACACGUCGACUAUUUCUGGUGGCCGAGCUGCUGGCCCUGGCUUGUAUGACCAAUCUCAGACUCGGACGCCGUCGCUGAGACCGGCGCUUCCUGCGCCUUGGGGUACUUUGCCCACACUGCGUUUGAUUGUCCAUCGGUCUACUGUUCGUCCCUUUCCGCCUAGUAUGGCACCUCAGGUGGCGGUUAAAGAUGCUCCUUCACGACAGCGUGUGGUUCAACAAGGCAAGAUCUCUGCGUGGGUGAAUGCAUGGGGACGCGAUGAAUGGCCUCGCCGUAUAGUGGAAGCUAUCGAGGCGAGUAAUGGAGGAAGCUUCUCAUUUUACGUGCGCGAAUCAGGUGUUGAGAUAAACAGUCCCGAUGAUUGA
Molecule: messenger RNA, 1368 nt
Organism: Penicillium soppii
Lineage: Eukaryota; Fungi; Ascomycota; Eurotiomycetes; Eurotiales; Aspergillaceae
Product: putative Rad51 family DNA repair protein
Exons: 2
Coding region: 1-1368 (455 amino acids)
Biological process (GO): double-strand break repair via homologous recombination; DNA strand invasion
Cellular component (GO): Rad51B-Rad51C-Rad51D-XRCC2 complex; centrosome; replication fork
Molecular function (GO): four-way junction DNA binding
Source: RefSeq, a predicted model, not a curated record